Prorocentrum cordatum is the source of this 1531-nucleotide messenger RNA. The record is from the annotation of a GenBank genome assembly. NCBI's taxonomy places the organism in Eukaryota, Dinophyceae, Prorocentrales, Prorocentraceae.
GUAUUACUACGACGGGGAGCUUCAGAUGGUAAUGCUCAGCCACGUUGACGACUUGCUGGUUGCCAGGAAGGCCGCAAGCCCCACGGUCGACAAGACACUGGGAGAGAUGGCUGAGUUUCUACAUCUGGAGAGACGCGACGGGGAGUUUGAGUACUGCGGGAUCUACGCUACGCAGGCUAAGGCGGUCAAGGCCGUGGAACAUAUCCCUAUCGCCCCGGACAGGACGUCAGAGCUGAAGGUCCAGGACCUCAUCGAUGCCAACAAGCUCGUGGAUUACGUCGAGCAGAACAUCGAGUACGGCCUGCACUUCCGCAGGGGCGUCGUGGACAUCAGCACAGCGUGCGUCUUGGCCUACGGUGAUUCCUCGUUCGCAAACGUGCCGGGUGAGAAGAGCCAGGCUGGAGCAGUUCUGUGCCUUACCAACACUCCUCGAGAAGUUGUGGACGGACGAUGUGACAAGCAGGUGCCCUUCGUGUGGGCAAGUUUCCGAGUCAAGCGAGUUGUGAGAUCCACGUUAGAUGCGGAGGCAUACAGCAUCAGCGAGGCUAUGGAGCAUGGCCAGUUUCUACGACAGUUUCUUCAGGAGUUAUAUAUGCCAGCCAACACGAAGCUCGAUUCUGGCCGUGACGGGCAGCGGCAAUCUGAAGGCCGUGAAGCCAACAACAGUCCUGAUUUCAUCGACAAGAAGAUCGGCCACGAGGGGAUCGAGUGCCACACUGAGGAGAUCAACCGCGAGUGGAUCGGGUACCGCGUGUGGCAGAUCAACCGCGAGAGGAUCGAGUACCACGUGUGGCAGAUCAACCGCGAGUGGAUCGGGUACCACACCAGGAGAAACAUCAAUAUUGACGGACCCAGCGGUGAGCAGGAAGAUGACAAUGCAGUGAUCUACAUUAUGCUGGCCAUCCUGUUCGUGAUGACUAUGGCCGUGAUAUACCUCAUGUGGCAGAUGCGGGAGAUCAGAGCAUCGAUCCGACAGCCUCAGGAGAUCGAGAGAAUGCCGCGGCUGAUUCACGAAGACGAUGAUCGCACUCGAGGCUCGACUCCGACGACGGCGACAGGCACCGCUACGAGAACGAGGACGCCCCAGAAGGUUGAAAGUGAGGAGCCCGAGCCCAUGGGGAUCGAGAGCGACAGUGUCAUAUUCGGAGAGAAACCAGUCCAGAUCACGAGGCAGAGGACGGCCAAGACGGUAAAAACGAUUGACGAUGAAGCUGUACGUGACCCAAGGAAUCGCCAGGCCAGAAAGGUGGAGAUCAAGACGGUACCGCAAGACUGUGAUUUCGUGGGAAUCAAGACGAAGCUGCUGAAGGCCGGUCUCGAGGACAUUUCCGUGGUGAUCAAGGUGUCGGAGCGCGUGAUGAGGCACUACAGUCCCGAGGGCAGGCAGAUCACUAAGGACGAGGCGAACAAGAUGGCCAGUGGCAUUGGCUACUACGUGGACCCCGAGUCCAUUGACGGACGGUUGAGGAUGCGAGGAGCGUUCUGCAGCGUGGAGAAGGCUAAGACCACGCUGGAAGCCUCAGUGAGUUGA